UAUAUGUUGAGUAAAAAAAGGAAAACAAGCCAAAAAUGUUAAACCGUAAAAGUACUAUUAUUUACAACACUAAAGUAGGCAUGAUGCAAUUAUACAAAGUGCAAUACCAAUCAUAUGCGCACAUGUCUUCAAACGUCAAAACCAGCUGUCUAUUGUUUUGAUAAAGUGGAAAAAUGUUAAUUUUAAGAAAUUUACGUUUUGUAACAAAAGUUACAAAACCUGAUGUCAAUUUUUUAAAUAAUGCUCCACGCAUUGUAAGGGAACUGCGUAGUCAAACAAGGCAACGACCUGAUAUUGUUUCUAAAGAGUUAGAUGAACCUAAUACAAAGCCUACCGCACAAGGGCACUAUGACAAACAACAUGCACAAACCGGCAUUACGGAAGCAGUAAAUAAAUAUUUAAAAGAUGAACUAAGACAGAUUGAAAAUGUUCAGUCAGCUGAUGCUACCACCACCAACAAUAAACCUACCCACAAGGAGCUUAAAAAUGUCAGUGACGAAGAGCCCGAUGAUAAUGCAUUGUCCAUUGGCGAGGCUAAGAAAGAUUACGUGCCGACUUUCAAUUUAGCAGCAUAUGUGAACAAGUCGCCAACGUUACAGCAAUUUAUACAGCUUGGUGUUGAUUUACAUAGCAUUGAAAGGCGUAAAGGUUUGGCCAAAUUUGUGUUGGGCUUAGAAUUUGAGAAAGAUGUGAAACCUUAUCUGUACUUUUUGCAAGAUCAAGGUGUUUCACCAGAUGUAUUUGGUGAAUUUAUUACAAAAAAUCCACUGUUUUUCAAAAUAGACCUAGAUGAUUUGCAAACACGCGUCAACUACUUGGAAUCCAAAAAUUUUUCACCAGAUCAAAGACAACGUAUAUUUACGCGCAAUCCCUUCUGGCUGAUGUUCUCGACGCCACGCAUCGAUCAACGACUGGGUUAUUUUCAAAAAGAGUUUCGUUUAAAUGGUGACGAUGUACGCUUUUUAUCAUCGAAACAACCACGACUGAUAACAUAUAAUAUGGAACAUAUACGCAAGUCAACAUUUUGUAUACGAGAAGAGAUGGGCUUUGAUCAAGACGAACUUAAAUGCUUGCUGUUGAACAAGCCACGUUUAUGGAUGAUGGACUCAGAUCUGCUCAUUGAACGUUUUGCUUAUGCACACAAAACUAUGAAGCUAUCGCAUGAUAUGUUAAUACAAUUCCCGGAAGUACUUUCGUCGCGUGAAUUUCGUUUACGACAGCGACACGAGUUCCUCGUUACUCUUGGUCGCGCACAGUAUGAUCCUGAGAAGGAUUUAUACAUAUCCCCAAGGGAUUUGGUCAGCGGAAAUGACUACCAUUUUGUGCGCAAUGUUGCUAAGAGUGAUCUUGAAACUUACGAACUUUUCCUUAAGACGCGAUAGUAAUUUUUGUAUACAUAAAAUUAAAAAAAAUGUUAUAAGUUAAUAUUAAAAGUUUAGUUUAGAAAAUAAUAAAGUUCGAAAACAUUAAAAGUAUUUGUCUGCAGUAUUGAGUGUCGUUUGAAAUCAGUUUGAAUUCAAGUUAAACCAUAUAUGUUUGUAUAUACAUAUCUAUACCUUUGUUGUUGUCGUCAUAGAACUCGCAUAGUUUUGGUUAAAAAUCUGGGAAGGCUUCCAUUAUGUAGUCGGAACUGUCGAGGGAACGGCUUCUAUGUACAUCUAUUUAAUAGCAUCUCAGCAUACUAUCUUCAAAUAUUUUUAUAAAGUUGCGGUUCACAAUUUAAAACGCAAAAAUCUUCCCUUAUUAUAAAUUGUAUUUAGUAGUUUUUAUUGCAUUUUUUAUAUUUUUCCAUUUAUCGUUUCUUUAUUAUAUCAAAAAUGUCUAUAAUAUAUUUAAUAAUAUAAUUAUGCAUGUACAUAGGUAUGUAAAUAUAUAAAUAUAUGUAUAUAUUAGUUAUAUGUACGAAAUGUAUGUAUAUAGGGAAAGGGGGUUUUGUAUGCGUAACGGUUCUUUAUUUAGUUUCAUAUGGUUUAUUAAAUUCAAUUGUAUUCUUUUUAAUUUUCAAAAGUAAAAUUAUAAACAUUUUUCUUGUAGUUUGGUUAUAUAUAUAUACAUAUAUAGUAUAGUUAUACAUAUGUAUUCAAAACAUUGAGGUUAUUACCCCAUGCCAUACUUGGACUAAAAGCUAAAAAAACAAACGCGUUCUGGUGGUACUGGUAAGCCCGUAUUAUGCGGGUACCAAGCAUACUACAAUUGUAGUUACAAAUAUAUGUAUAUAUAGAAAUAUGAAACAUAGAUAGUUUUAAUGAACCGUUAACUGUAGAAUGAUUAAAAAAUUAAGUCUAAAAAUAAGCUGGCGAAAACAAAAGCAACAUAUUGCGAGCGCAAGCAUAACAAAAAAAAAUGUCUAUGGUUUCAAACGUUUUUUUUUUUU
Messenger RNA from Bactrocera dorsalis (oriental fruit fly), 2374 nucleotides. RefSeq names its product transcription termination factor 3, mitochondrial (gene mTerf3). The record is from RefSeq and is a predicted model, not a curated record. Gene Ontology annotation, biological process: regulation of DNA-templated transcription; mitochondrial ribosome assembly. Bases 174 to 1382 code for a protein of 402 amino acids. Gene Ontology annotation, cellular component: mitochondrion. The transcript is spliced from 2 exons. Lineage: Eukaryota; Metazoa; Arthropoda; Insecta; Diptera; Tephritidae. Gene Ontology annotation, molecular function: double-stranded DNA binding.